AUGGACUCACACAUCCCAGAAGCCUUCCAGCAAGAACUCACCUGCCUCAUCUGCCUGACCUACCUCACAGACCCCGUCACCAUCGGCUGUGGGCACAGCUUUUGCAGGCCCUGUCUCAACCUUUCCUGGGAAGAAGCUGAAACUCCUGCCAAAUGCCCCACAUGUAGGGAAGAAACCUCUCAGCAGACAGAUUUCAAAACUAAUAUUCUUGUGAAGAAUCUGGUUGCCUAUGUCAGACAGGCAAGUCUCUGCCAAUUCCUGAGCUCAGAGGAACAUCUGUGUGGGACACACAGGGAGACCAAGAAGAUCUUCUGUGAAGAGGACAAGAACCUGCUGUGUUUGCUCUGCUCUAAGUCUCCGGAGCACGAGGCUCACAAACACUCAUCCAUAGAAUGGGCGGCUGAGGAUUACCGGGAGAAGAUCCUAAAGCAAAUGAGUUCUGUAUGGGAAAAGAUCCAAGAAAAUCAAACAAAUCUAAGUGAAGAGAGCAGGAUAACCAACAUGUGGAAUGAUUAUGUGAGUCUAAGGACAGUGAUUAUCAAAGCUGUGUAUAGGAAAUUGCAUCCAGAUCUCCAUGAAGAAGAAAAACAACAAUUAGGGAGACUGAAAAAAGAAGGCAAAAAGAUUUUACAGAAACUCAAGGAAAAUAGAGCCGCAAUGGUUCAAAAGAGGAAAAACCUAAGAGAAAUGUAUGAAGAGCUGAUGAAAAUGUGCCAUAAACCAGAUGUGGAGCUGCUCCAGGAUUUGGGAGACAUACUAACAAGGAGUGAGUCAGCACAGUUGCACAUGCCCCAGCCUGUGAACCCAGAGCUCAGUGAAGGGCCCAUCACUGGACUGAUAGACAGGUUCAAUCACUACCAAGUGGAAAUUUCCUUCAAUAAUGAAAUAUGCAACCGCAUUAGUACAUUGUUUGAUGGUCUGAGAAGACUGCUGUCUAGAUAUGACCAUCAAGACGUGACUUUCAAUUCUCAAAGAUCUAACUAUUUUGCUUCGUGGGGAACCCAGGCCUUCACCUCUGGCAAACAUUACUGGGAGGUGGAUGUGGAUGAUUCUUGCAACUGGGCUCUAGGAGUCUGUAGGGAUUCCUGGAUCAGGAAGAAUGGCACACUGAUUGAAUCUGAGGACGUAUUUCUUCUUUUAUGUGUGAAGGAGGAAAACCAUUACAGUUUCUUCACCACUGCUCCAAUAUUAUGUCAGUAUAUACAGAAACCUCUGGGCUGCAUUGGUGUGUUCCUUGAUUUUGACAGAGGAAGUUUGAUUUAUUUGGAUGUUGCCCGAAGUUCCCUCAUAUGGAGCUACCCGACUUGCUUCUUUGAUUUCCCUCUCAGGCCUUUCUUCUUCACUGGUCGCACAUGA
This is a messenger RNA of Choloepus didactylus (southern two-toed sloth), 1356 nucleotides long. RefSeq names its product tripartite motif-containing protein 43-like. The record is from RefSeq and is a predicted model, not a curated record. The coding region runs from base 1 to 1356 and encodes 451 amino acids. Lineage: Eukaryota; Metazoa; Chordata; Mammalia; Pilosa; Megalonychidae. Gene Ontology annotation, molecular function: zinc ion binding; protein binding. The transcript has 6 exons.